AUGUCUCAAUCCACUGUGACGGCCGACGUUACACCAAAAAACAAGUUUCUACAACAACCCGGCAUAUACAAACAGGAUGUUGACCACUUGUCGGCCGAUGGUUCAAACUUCGAAAAGUGGAAAAGAGGACUCAAUCGAGUCAUUUUACUCACCCUCGGCCAUCCAAACUUCUUCGACAAAGCCGAAAAUUACACCAAGCUUUCCGACCAAGAACAAACCUGUCUUCUUUAUUUCAUCCAAAUCACUAUCCAUGACGAACUGGCUUCACUUGUUCACCAACACACAAAAGGCACAGCAGCUUACGAUGCAAUCCAGACUAAUUUUCAAGGAACCGUUCGCUUCCGUCAGAUGGAGCUUAUCGACAAGCUACUCGAGUUCAAAAUCUCCGGCCCCAACACCGAACCGUCUCAAAUUCCCGGCCUCUUCAACAAAAUCUUUGAUGUUUUCUCCGGCCUACACAAAGUCGGAGCGGGCCUCACACCUCUCGUUGAAAGCCUUAUCUUACAGGCUAUCGUCCCUCCACCAUCGACCAUGUCACGCUCGCAACUCUUCCAAAACAUCUCCCUUCAACUGGGCACUAAACCCGAUGUAUCGGCUAGGGACAUCCAGACCAUUCUCACAUCGGCUUAUGGCGAAUCUCUGCGCUUCGAUACGACUACAUCCCAAAAUGUAUCCGUUUUUCGUACAUGGCCAAACCAACCUAACAACUCCAAUCCGUGGAACACGGCUCCCGGUUCUAAUUUUAACUCUUGGGGCACGACGAACCAACAACAACCUAGGAAUCCCCGCCGAAAUCCCGUUCCUCAGUCGCAACAGUCCUUUUCUCCGCAAUCAACCAAUAACAAUCGAGGUCGUCAGCAGAAUGUCGGCCGACCUGGACAUCCGACUCUUGACGACAUUGCAGCGGCAAUCAAUAAUAUCCGCCGAGGCAACCGUGGACCAUCCGACAACAACUUGCUGGCAUCCAACCCGUGCCUCUACUGUGGGGCGAUGGGUCAUUGGAGAUUGAGCUGUCCGAUCCUCCGCAGGGAUGCCAACCUGCAACAACCCGAACCCCCACUGCAAGGUCGCCCCGCUUCCGGUUUCGCCCGCCAAGCCGCUCCUCCGAACGACCCGCCCACUAGACCCAAUCAGAACCCGGCAAUUCGAUUGGCGGUGGGCGCGGAUGCGACAGGACCCGCUGGCGCUGGCACGGUUUUGGAUUCUGGGGCGACCCAUCACGUGAGCGGCUCUUUCCAUAAUUUUUCUAACCUUCUUUCUCUCCAUCCUCCAAUGAAACUGAACUUGGCCUCUUCGACUGGAUUGAUGACUCGAAUGCCCAUAGUGGACGCCUGA
Messenger RNA from Puccinia graminis f. sp. tritici CRL 75-36-700-3, 1335 nucleotides. RefSeq lists its product as uncharacterized. Gene Ontology annotation, molecular function: nucleic acid binding; zinc ion binding. The record is from RefSeq and is a predicted model, not a curated record. Lineage: Eukaryota; Fungi; Basidiomycota; Pucciniomycetes; Pucciniales; Pucciniaceae. The transcript has a single exon. Bases 1 to 1335 code for a protein of 444 amino acids.